AUGGUAUUUUCUAAAAUUGAUUUCAAUAAUUUUGGAAAACAAAAACAAGUUAAGAAGGAAACAGAUCUCAAAAAGGUAUUGAAGCUAUUAAAGGGACAAGAUAAAAAAGUGGAAGGGAUGAAACAGAGUGGUGAAAUUGGAAAGGCUGUAGAAGUUAAAGAAAAAGCAGCAUGGAAAAAUGCUUUAGCUAAGGCAGAAGGUCAAAAGGUUAAAGAUGAUCAAAUUCUACUAAUGAAGAGAGUGAAGAAAAAGGAACAAAAACUGAGAUCUAUCAAGAAGAAAUGGGAAAAGAGGAUAGAAGUUGUUGAAAAAGCAAAAGAAGAAAGACAGGAAAAGAGAUAG
Messenger RNA from Phaedon cochleariae (mustard beetle), 342 nucleotides. Lineage: Eukaryota; Metazoa; Arthropoda; Insecta; Coleoptera; Chrysomelidae. The record is from the annotation of a GenBank genome assembly.